UCUUCUUCGCCAAAUCUAUACACUACGAUAUUCAUACUCAAUUUUCUGUGUUCUACGUCUAUUUUCCCAUCUCUUUUUUGAUAUUUAAUCAAAGCAACAAGACUUUAAGAGAAUAAAAAAAUACAUAAUUGUUAUACAACUUACAAGUCUCAUACGAGCAAUUUAAACCAGUGUAAUAUAUAUAAUUGAUAGAUAAUUGUACUUAAUUGAUAGGAAAACUUUUUUUUCUCUCGAAUGUACUAUAAGUAUCAAAAGCACUGAGUACCCAAAAACAUCCCUUUUCAAUUUGGAGUUCUCUAUAGCAUAUUGUCUAAUGCAAAAAGAAUAUUCUUAAACAAUCAAAAUCAUUUGCCAUACCUCAAUCAAUUAACGUACCGAAAGCGCCACAUUUUGAACGAACCACAUAGUGCAAAGCGUAACAUUGGGAAGCGCAAAGCACGCAAUUUGCGUAGAGUUCGGAAAAAAAAAUAAAAAAAUAUACAAAUCAUUCGGUUUAUUAGCGAAUAUUUAAAUAAAGUGAAUUACAAUCUUAAGAAAUCUAAUAAAGCAAAACGGAACAGAUUUUUUAUUUUGUUUUGCAAAAUAACGUGAAUCAUUCAAGAUUGGUAGAGACCAAACAAAAUCCAGUACUAGCACACGAUCGCCGACGACGACGACAAAUACAGCGAUUAAAAAUAAGAAUCGGGGCGAAAUAAUACUGUUGAAAAAUUCAGAAAAAUAAACAAGAAUUUAAUCUAGAGGGAAUAUAUAGUGAUAUUUUUAAGUCAAUAUUAAUUUAUUAUUGAGAUAAAGGGCAACAGAAAACAGAAAGCAGAAUAUACAUAUAACAAGACAUUUUUUUCUUCUCUUCUUCAUCUUGUGUUAAGUGUGUAUCUUGUCCGCUCGAUCCCAUUCUCAUUCCAGAUUUCACUUAUUCUCUCAUAUAGUCAGUGAAAUAAAUAUAUACAAAUAUUGUACACGGAUAUUUCGCGGAUAGCUAGUCAAAAGACCACGAAAGCGAACAAACGUGCAACCGAACACAAACUUUAAAAUUUAUCUGUGUUGGUGACCGUGUCUGUUGCGAACUCAUUGCAAGAAGUCAUAUUUUCUUGAAUUGUACAUUUUCAAAAAAAAUAAAGAAGGCAAGCAGUGAUAGAAGAGAAAAAAAAAAUUAAAUAAAAGAAGGAAAAAAGAACAAGAAAAAAGAGAAUAUUUGUACAUUUUUUCAUAUUUCAACACAAAUAAAUCAGAAUCAACGUCAUCUAAAUGUGUAUUUGGAUAAGCGGCAAAACUCUCUAGUCAGAGAAAGACAACAACAAAAAAAUAUAAGAAGCAAAUCGCACACACAAAAUCCACACGAAUACACAGGAACUAAGACAAAACGACGGCAGCCAACGCAGAAUAAAAAAAACUGAUAACUGAUAUUUUUUGUGUUUAACUGCUGCUCUUUCUGGCAUUCACAAAUACGUUAAACCGUAUUGUUCAGUUGAGCUUGGAAGCGAAAAAAAAUGCUUUUAAAUAAACACAGCAUUUUUGUUUUACGCUGUCAUAAAUAGAGAGAAGUUCUGAUUUUCCGAGAUCAAGUUCUGGAACACAUAAUAUAUUCUCGUCGGCGAGACGGUGUGCGUUGAAUUCACAUACAAACACACAUCCCGCGCUAAGACCGUGUUCAUUUGCGCGAAAGAGAGAAAACACAAGAGCAAAAAAAAACAAGCAGUGUUCCAUACUAGUUGGUUGCUUUGUUUUGCAUUUCUGCAUUGCACCGUGUGCACUGGCAUUGACUUCGUGUGUGCGUGCGUUUAGAUAAUUAUUGAAUACGUCAAACCGCCAAUCGGCCGAUUUCAUUCACGCCAUUGGCAUCAUUACAAACGAAGAAAUUAAAAGCGAAUCAUAAGAGAAAUUCGUUUCAAAGCAUAUUCUCGUUGUCUUAGAACGGCUAACCUCAGUUUGCGUUCGGUUUGGUGCACGUGUGGUAGUGUGUUUCUUUAUAUCUAUAGUUAAUUCGCGAUUUCUUCAACAGCUUGCCAACAUUGAAAAAAACUUUUGCGCGCAAGUGAAGAGCGAGUGGCAAAACAAAAAGAGAAACAGAAAAACGCAAAAGUAAAGUAUUCGUAGCUGAGUUUCAAAUAAUAGCGAGCGAAAGAGGCAACCUUUUUUUCUUCUUCAUCGUGUUCUUCAGAGAAAAAAAGAAGCAAAAUAAAGAAACACCGAUUGAAAUAGAAGCAUUUCGUAUACAUAAAUACAAAAUCACAUUUGCAGACACUCGCCAAAAGUCGUGCAUCAAAUGAAGUUGCAUUUGUGCAGUGAGUGAGAAAGAGUGAGAGAGAGAGAGAGAGAAAGAAAAAAAUAAGAGGCAAAAACCGGUUUCGCUACACACGAACCUUGCAUCUUCUUUCGCAUCAUUUGCUGCAUUCUGUUCGUUGGCUUUUAUAGCAUUUGCAUUGUGUGUAUGCUUUGGAUGGAAUUUCUUCAUACUUUUUCCUAUUCGAUUUAGCAUCUUUAUGCUCUAAACAGAAAGCAACAGUAAACACAAGAUAAAGAAUCGAACACACAAUAAUACAAAUAAAAACGACGAAGAAUAACAGAAACAACCAAACAACAACACAUACGGCAAGAAAAUAUUAUCGGUGCUUGUGUGUGCGCGCACACACGUACUUCUAUUCGCGUUUAGAGCGACAGCACAUAGGCAUUUGCAAUAGAUGUUGCAAACGAACACGAAGAGGUGAUUUUCAUCGCGUAUUCGAAUUGGUUUAUUCGUACAUUUAGCUCGGUGUAGUCAUUUAUUUGGAACAAUUUCUAAUUGGUGCCAGUGCUCAAAACGGCGUGCCGAUCGAUUUUAAAACCACACUCAAAUUACCAAAAAAAAAAAGUAUCCACCACAAUACAUUUGUUGAAUGUGUGAAGUGUUUGCAAAUUUAACCAUUCAUUAAAAUACGAUUUCUUAGGUUUUAUUUCAUUUUUGUGCAAGAAUUUUUCAAACGCGUUCAGUGCAAUAUCUAUUAUAUCAAAUCGUGAUUGAAAUAACAAAACAAUUGAAAAAAAAAACAGCAACAACAUAUUUUUAUCACAGAUUGUAACAAACAAAAGAAAAAUCGAAAAUUAAAUACACAUAGGAAUAGAAAUACUUUGGCCAAAAAUCGAUUUGUAUUCGGUACGAGGGAAAACUGUCAGGAUUUAGAAAAAAGACCAAAAACAAAACAAAUACACAAUAGUACGGAAACAGAGAGAGAGUGAGAGAGAACCGAAAUCUGAGGGAUUCGUGUAACUAAUCACUGUAAUUGGAUGUGUUAUACUUGUCAACAAUAUCGCUUUUAUGUGUUUGGUUUUGUUUUUAUGUGCUCAAUAAAACGAAUCAUAAGCGCAUUCACAAAACAAAGUCAAAUAAUUUGCUUCCCCUGGUGAAUUCACACAGUGGAUGAAAAACCAAACAAGCAUAACAAACACAGAACAGGCACGUGACGUCAAAUCCAUAUUGCUAUGCAACACAUUUAAUAUCUAAAUACCUGAAGAAUAUUUGAAAUUUUGUCAUUCCGGUAAACAGAGCACGUAUCCAAAAGUGACAACUAUUGUAUUUUGAUACGAGGGCAAAAGCAUUUUGAAACCGGAAUAAAAAAAUAAAAAAUAAAAUAAAACAAAAGCAGCAGGCUAAACAGUAUUCUAACAGAAUUCAUUUGUCUGGGUGACUGAGAGAAUUAAAAACAAAAGAACAAAACUAUUAAUUUCACAACUGAAAUAGAAACAAAGAAUAAGAAAUACGUAGUCUCAAAAGGAGAAAGUGUUGAACUGAAAUUUAAUUGAAUUAAAUCAAACAAAGAACGUUAAAAUUUAUUGAGAAUUUUUGAACGAAAAAAGGUGGAAAAUAGAAAAACGCACGAUAUAAAAUAUCACGACGUAUUUUUCCGAUAGCCUCGCAACACGUUCACUGUAUGUGACACAUCCGUUUGGUCGGUUCACAUUAAGCGAUUUUAAUCCAAGUUUAGUUGUGUAUCAGGCCAACGCAUUUAGUACUUAUCCAAAUAAUAGCCGAACACAAACAAACUUUUACAAUCAAAAUACCAUCGACAAUACUAUCGUCAAUACCGCCACUGCCACCAUCUAUUCGCAUCAUAACGCACGGAGCUCACAAACAAAUCCCAAUUUAUACCCAAAUCAAUACUAUUCAUACGCAUCCUAUCCACUGAAUCCUCAUAAUAAUCGCAAUUAUUGUGUACACGAUCAACAAUACGGUAAUCUUCGCAUUAAAAUAGAACCAAACGCCUUCACAAAGAGUACGCAAUUGGUUAUUGCAAAACGCGACACCAACGAAAAAACGUCGUCACACUUUAGCGCGACCAAUAUCCCAAUCAAUUCAAGGCAAUUGCUAACCGAUCCGAUAGCAACGCAAGCAGCCAUCGUGACAUCAAUAGCAUCAACCACAGCCACAUCGAAUCAUCAAUCGAUUUACUUGCUCAAUAAUCGCAGUGCAAAUUUGUUCACAGACAACAAUAUUUCACACUUUGUGCAUCUGUGCAUAUUAACGAACAUUCAGGACGACACCAGUCGAAACAGCAUCAGUCGAAACUUCAUCCCCAAAAAGAGCAGCCUCACAUUCAACGGUAGAGAAACUAUGCGAGGUAGCGACGAAUUGCUCAGUCAAGCAGCAGUGAUGGCGCCCGCUUCAGAUAAUAACAAUCAAGAUUUAGCAACCAAAAAGGCCAAAUUAGAUUCAACAUCAACAGUUUUGGGUGGUGUUGGAAAACCGUCGAGAGUAAUACACAUCAGGAAUAUACCAAAUGAUUCAAGCGAAUCCGAAGUCAUACAAUUGGGUUUGCCGUUUGGUCGGGUUACAAAUGUACUCGUGCUGAAGGGUAAAAACCAAGCAUUCUUGGAAAUGGCAGAUGAGGUAUGUGCUGCUGCAAUGGUUGCCUGCUUCAAUACGAAUCCACCUCAGGUCCGAGGCCGAACUGUCUACGUACAAUUCUCAAACCAUCGCGAACUAAAAAUUGAUCAGAGUCAUUCGGUUAUUAAUGCAUCAGUAGCAUUACAAAGUCAAGACUUCCAGGUAGCAUCACCAGCAUCCGGUUCACCUCUGCCAAUAUCUGGAACGGAUCCAGUAUCACAUGGUGUUCAUCAAACAAUAUCAACUACUGGCGGCCAAAAUACCGUUUUACGUGUGAUAGUGGAAUCACUAUUGUAUCCCGUAUCGUUGGACAUUCUGCAUCAAAUAUUUCAACGCUUCGGCAAAGUGCUGAAAAUAGUCACAUUCAACAAAAAUAAUUCAUUCCAAGCCCUGAUUCAGUAUCCAGAUGCUCAAACUGCUCAACAUGCGAGAGCUGUUUUAGAUGGUCAAAAUAUUUAUAACGGUUGCUGCACAUUACGGAUCGAUAACAGCAAACUGACAGCCUUAAAUGUAAAAUAUAAUAAUGACAAAUCACGUGAUUUCACAAAUCCAUCGCUGCCACCCGGUGAUCCUGGCUCAGAAGUAAUCGCUAGUGCUGGAGGUCUUGUCAAUGCAAGCGAUCUAUUAUUGAUUGCGGCACGACAACGGCCAACCAUAACAGGUGAUAGAAUUGGAGUAAAUGGUUUGGGUGCACCGAGUGUGAUACCACCAUUUGCUUUAGGUUUAGGUACACCAUUGACAACUGGCGCAUACGGAAGUGCAAUUCCAAGUCUUGGAGCGUUCGCAUUGGCAACGACUACAGGCAUCGGUCAAACAAAUCCCACAUCGCUCAGAGGAAUAUCAAACGUUUUACUCGUUUCCAAUCUCAACGAAGAGAUGGUCACGCCUGAUGCUCUAUUUACCCUCUUUGGUGUCUAUGGUGAUGUACAACGUGUAAAAAUUCUGUACAACAAAAAGGACUCGGCACUAAUUCAAAUGGCUGAACAACAUCAGGCGUAUUUGGCAAUGACUCAUUUGGAUAAGCUUCGUCUAUGGGGUAAAGCAAUUCGAGUAAUGGCUAGUAAACAUCAAGCUGUUCAACUGCCAAAAGAAGGUCAACCUGAUGCUGGCUUAACGCGUGACUAUGCACAAAAUCCAUUGCACAGAUUUAAAAAGCCUGGCAGCAAAAAUUAUCAAAAUAUUUAUCCACCAUCAGCAACUUUACAUUUAAGCAACAUUCCAACUACUGUAUCUGAAGAAGACAUUCGAGAAGCAUUCACAAAAAAUAGCUUUGAAGUUAAAGCAUUUAAAUUCUUUCCUAAGGACCGGAAGAUGGCUUUGCUUCAGCUGAGCUCAGUGGACGAAGCGGUAUUGGCUUUAAUGAAAAUGCACAAUUAUCAAUUGUCUGAUUCGAAUCAUUUACGUGUCAGUUUUUCGAAAUCAAACAUUUAAAUUGGAAUAAAAACAAAACAAAAACUAAAAUAAAAAAAAAACAACCACCGAAACGCAAAACGAAAAAAAAAAAACAUCGUGUGUCUGCAACACAACCCAAUUUAACGCAUACACACAUAUACACAGACAUCAACGCAAAUGAGAGCGGUGUUUUAGUUUUUGGCUAACUUAUGUCCACAUCGUCAGCAAUUUACAAUUUUGUGCAACAACUAGAUGUUAAUUAAAUGCAGAGAAAAAAAAAUUAUAAUCGAGAACAAGAUGAAAAAGAAUAUAUACAUAUAUAUUUCGAAGUCACUUCACUUUUCGCUACUUCCUUCUCUCUCUACCGAUAUAUCAAGUUCAAUCUUAUAGUAUUACUUUCAAGCUUUUUAUGCAAAGCACAUUUUGUUUUCAUAUCGCUAAAAAAAGAAUAGGGAAAACAAAAAGAAUAAUAAAUGCAGCAUUAAAACUGAACAUCGUCUAAGAUUCAGUGAUUUUACUUGAAAAAUAUAUGCAUUACGAUGUUCGUAAAUGUAAUUGUAAAAAGAACAACAACAAAACGAGAUGAAAUAAAAUCAAUCAAGAAGGAGAAAAAUGAAUAGAAGAGAAGCGAAGGAAAAUAAUGAAAAGGAAAGCGCUAAAAAGAACAAACAACCAGACUCAAAAAAAAAAUAAUCAAAAAUUAAAGAGGAAAUAUGAAAUUGGGAAAUCUCCGUUAUUACCGACAACAUGGCUGCAGUUAAUAAGAAUAUAUUAAUUAUAACUGGAUCUGCAAGCAUUUAUGCUGGCAUUUGUUCGGCUGGCAUGCAUGAUAAACAUUCGUAUCUGCGAUACCUUUACCGAGACCGUUGUGCACCCGUACACACCCACACAACAUGAUGAUAAUAACUAUUACAUUAUACAUGCCAAUGCAUGUCAAUACAUGCAUUGCAUGCACAUAUAAUUUACACGUAACAUCUUAAACUUUUUAUAUUUUCACUACUAUAUACAAUAAAUACAAAUAGAAAUGUUGUGUAUAAAACGAAACUGAUGGCGAGUAAAACAAAAGAAAGAAUAAACGAAUAACGAUGAACAACAGUAGUUGAUCCACUUGAAAGCACGAGUCCAUCUUGAACUGAAUCGAGCCAUUCAUCAAUCUGUGAAGAAUUGAGCUGAAUGGAUGCAGAAAUAAGUCUUGCAGCGACUGAUUAAAAAAAUAAAUAAAUUACAAAUAAUAAUCGUCUUAUACAUAAUAAACUAGAGAGAUGAAGAAGUUAAAAGAAAAGGAAAAAUGAAAAGAAAAUAAAGAAGCAGAGAGAAAAUCAAACCUUUUUUUACAAUAAUAUCAUUGAAAAAGGAAUAUAUUAUAAUAAAUUUACCUACAACAAGCAACAACUCAUUCAAACACAAAACAAGUAAAAUAAACGUUAAAUGAUUAAUUAAACGAUAAUUGCAACAUCAAGAUGACGAAUAAGAAAUGCAAAAAUUAAAUAGGUUAAAACCUAAUAAUAGUAUUGAUAAAUUUUUGAGUAAGAAUUGUCGAAAAGAGACGCAAUACAUUGAUUAAAAAAAAAAUGAAAAUGAUGAAGCUCGUGUAAUAUGCGCGUUACUGGGCAUUAAGUGAAAUAUAUGUAAUUUAUAAGCGAAAUAAUUGAUUUAAAAUCAACGUUUAGGCAUCUAUUCAUAUACAAAUAGAUCUGUCAGAAAGAGAGAAAAUCUAUCUAAUAGUUUAAAUAAAAAAAAAAACAUGAAACGAGAUGCAACUAAAUUAUACAUGUAAUGUAUAGAUCGAAUGUUAUGGCAACUGUGGAAUGAAAUGAAGUGAAAACAACAUUUGUUUAAAGCAAUUUGAAGAAUAAAUGACAAAGUAUGACACAGACACACACACACACACAUAGCACAAAGGGCUGAAAUAAGUUCGCAUGGUGACGAUUUUGUGUGAUUUCUGUUCUUUCUGUCUCCGACUCACUUCUUUUUAACCUCAACAUAAUUUAGUUUCAAAACCGUUUAUUUGGCCGUUUAUUCGCUCUUUAUGCUUUUCACACUGGUAAUAAAAAGUUUGCACAAAUCAAAUGGGCACACAAACAAUGUUUGCGAACGACGUUCAUGUCACAAACAUUUAUACGAUGAACAAUUUACGCAAACCAAUUAGUUAACCAAACAAGAUCAAACUGAUGCAAUCACAAUGUGGUACGUUCUGCUAAUAAUGCCCGAACCAUUUUUGUCACAUACAUUUUAUUACACAUUUCGAAAAGAAACGGUUGUUUUUAUUUCAUUUCAUAUAUAUAUACAAAAUAAGUGUAUUGUUUUCGAAUGAUUUAGACACGAAUCAAGAGAGACAAUGGAAGCAUGUCAGUGUGAAAGAAUUUUUCUCUACACACAUACACCCACAAAACCGAAAGACCGUUGACAGACAACAAAUCAAAUAUGGAAUAAAGCAUAUUGAAGGCAGCUUAAUCAAACCUCAUUUAUUUUGUAAGGCUAUAAUGUUUAGUGCUGGUUUUGUUAUCGGUCUCUCGAAUUAAAUUCCACAUGCAUACAACACAGAAAAUUUUCUUUUUAUUUUUUAACUAGCAAACUCUAUCAUUUCAUUCAGAAUUUGAUAAAUAUUUACAAAAAAAAAAAAAUCUAUUCUUAAAAACGUGGAUGAAACAAAAAAAACACACACACAAAUAAUAAUAGAAAACAACUAUUAUUAUCAAACUAUAACUAUUAUUCUAGUGAAUCAACUCACUCAAAAGAAAAACCAUAUGCUGAUUUUUCUCUUUCAAAUUUCUAGACAAUCAAAUAUUUGGUAAUCAACUAAAGAUAAUCAUAAUAUUAUUAGUAUUCGAUCACGAAUCAGAUUAAAAUAAUGAGCAACAAAAAAAUUGAAGAAAAUUAUAUUUAGCAUACAAUCGACCAAGUAAUUACUGACAAUUUAAAACAAAUUUAUUGAUUCUAGCGGAUGAGAAAACAAUAUCCGACAAAAAUGUGAACACUAUAAAAUUGUUUAUUUCAAA
This is a messenger RNA of Contarinia nasturtii (swede midge), 9249 nucleotides long. It is a transcript of the gene heph, whose product is annotated as polypyrimidine tract-binding protein 1. Gene Ontology annotation, cellular component: nucleus. Lineage: Eukaryota; Metazoa; Arthropoda; Insecta; Diptera; Cecidomyiidae. Gene Ontology annotation, molecular function: mRNA binding. The coding region runs from base 4586 to 6289 and encodes 567 amino acids. Gene Ontology annotation, biological process: mRNA processing; regulation of RNA splicing. The transcript has 12 exons. The record is from RefSeq and is a predicted model, not a curated record.